AUGGCACAAGACGAGAUUCGAAGGCUUACUGGCAAGCUCACUCGGCAAGACGAGCGCAUUGAGGAGCUGCGCGACAUCCACCGGCUGGAGUCGAAGUCCCAAUCAGACCAGAUUGACAAGCUGAAGGCGCAGAUCGAAGAGGCCGAGAAGCUCCUCAAGGCCGCACAGAGCGCCACAGCACAGAUCGAGCAGGAGUCCGCAAAGCGGAAAGCGGAGAUCGACCGGCUGCACGGCGAGGUCGAGCGCGCGACUGGCUCCGCGAAGGACGAAGAGGAGAAGCGCACCAAGGCGAUCACGCUGUUGAAGACCGUGCGCCAAAAGCUCGUCAAAGCGGAGAAGGAGCGCGACGAUGCGGUGAAGGAGGUCGGCACCGUAAGGGAGGCUGAGAAGGCGGAACGCGAGAAGGAGAGAGCGGAGAGGGUGCGGCUGCAGGGGGAGAUCGAGAAGGCGAACGCAGAGCGAGAGACUGCGGUGCAAGGUCUGAGGGCGCAGUUCGACAAGGAGGUCGCAGGCUUGAAGGAAAAGCACGAGAAGGAAAUCGCUGCUCUGCGCGGGCAGUUCGAACUAGAGGCGAUCACCACCAAGACCACCCACGUCAGGGAGAUCGAGAACAAGAAAAACCGCAUCUCAGACCUGGAAAGCCGGGUCAAGACCCUCUCUGAGGAGAAGGACGAGCUCUUCGACCAGCUUCAACUCCGCCAAGCUGAGCUUGAGUCCUCGCAGUCCGCGCUCGAGUCCCUCCAAGGGCAGAACACCGAGCUGCAGUACCAGUUGCGCGAGGCAAACGACCGCACCGCACUCAUGCAGGACGAGUUUUCCGACGUCCGGCGCGAGCAGGAUGUCCGGGUGCUCUCCCCGGGGCCCUCCGCGGAGGACGUGGCGCGGCUGCUCGCGUCCGCCGAGUCCAAGUACGAGUCCAAGAUGGGCGACCUGCGGAGGCGGCUCGCGGAGGCCGAGCGCGAGCGCGACGAGGCGGAUGCCCGCUGGAGCAGGAAGUUCGCGGAGCGCGCGAAGGAGGUGGAUGAGCUGACCGCGGCUAUUCGCUCGUCGCAGCAGAGCAAGGAGGAGGAUACGGAGGGCAGGCAGGCGUUGCAGGCGCAGGUUGAGGCGUUGCAGGCCGAGAUUCGCGUGUAUCAGCAGCAGAUUGCGGGUCUCCAUGGGGAGCUGGAGAAGGCCGCUGAACUCGAGGUAUCUGCGAAGACCCAGCUUGCCGAGAUCGCGUCGAAGACUGCGGACCUGCAACAACAUGUGGACGAGAGCAAGAACCGUGAGGCGCAGCUCCGCGCUCAGAACAAGACCCUACGCGAAGAGCUUCGGAAGGUGCAAUCUUCCGUUGCCUUGCUAGAGAAGCAACGCAACCCUGGCGUUGGCUACUGGGCGGCGCGCAACGAGAGCACGUCGGAACUCCGGUCUCCUAGGUCCUCGGUGUCCGACCUUGCUCGGGAAACGCCCUCGCGGCCGUCGACUCCUACGGCCACGAAGUCCGACGAAGAGGUCAACUUUGAAUAUCUGCGCAACAUCAUCAUGCAAUUCCUGGAGCACAAGGAGAUGCGGCCGCACCUUGUGCGCAUCCUAUCGACGAUACUGCAUUUCACUCCACAGGAGACCCGGAGGCUCAUUUCAAAAGUCUAA
This is a messenger RNA of Trametes versicolor FP-101664 SS1, 1632 nucleotides long. RefSeq lists its product as uncharacterized. The transcript has 5 exons. The record is from RefSeq and is a predicted model, not a curated record. Bases 1 to 1632 code for a protein of 543 amino acids. Gene Ontology annotation, cellular component: Golgi apparatus. NCBI's taxonomy places the organism in Eukaryota, Fungi, Basidiomycota, Agaricomycetes, Polyporales, Polyporaceae.